AUGUCUUACGUGUUGACUGAAACGUCUGCCGGUUAUGCACUUUUAAAGGCUUCCGACAAGAAGAUUCACAAGUCCCCCAAGUUGAUCCAAGACUUGGAUUCUUCUGAAAAAGUCUUGGAUGAAUUUAAGAUCGCUGCCUUUUCCAAAUUUAACUCUGCUGCCAACGCUUUGGAGGAAGCUAACUCUAUUACUGAAGGUAAAGUUACUCCACAGCUACAAAGCCUUUUAGAUGAAGUUAAAAAGGACAAAAAAUCUACUUUGAUUGUUAGUGAAACUAAAUUGGCAAAUUCUAUUAACAAACUGGGUUUAAACUUCAAUGUGGUUUCGGAUGCAGUUACUCUAGAUAUCUACAGAGCUGUUAAGGAGUACUUGCCUGAACUUUUGCCAGGAUUAACUGAUAAUGAUCUAAACAAAAUGUCUCUUGGUUUGGCACACUCUAUCGGUCGUCAUAAGCUUAAGUUUUCCGCAGAUAAGGUUGAUGUUAUGAUCAUUCAAGCUAUUGCCCUUUUGGACGACUUAGACAAAGAGAUCAACACUUAUUCCAUGAGAUGUAAAGAAUGGUACGGUUGGCAUUUCCCUGAAUUGGCCAAGAUUGUUACUGAUUUAGUGGCCUACGCAAGAAUUAUCUUGACUAUGGGAGUUAGAUCAAAGGCAGCUGAGACCGAUAUGAGCGCCAUUUUGCCAGAAGAAAUUGAAGAACGUGUUAAAGCUGCAGCUGAAGUUUCUAUGGGUACUGAAAUUACCAAGACUGAUUUGGAUAACAUUGGUGCUUUGGCCCAACAAAUUGUGGAUUUUGCUACUUACAGAGAACAAUUGUCAAACUACUUGACUGCUAGAAUGAAGGCUAUUGCCCCUAAUUUGACCCAAUUGGUCGGUGAAUUAGUUGGUGCUAGAUUAAUUUCUCACGCUGGUUCUUUAGUUUCAUUGGCUAAGUCUCCUGCAUCUACCAUUCAAAUUUUGGGGGCUGAGAAGGCACUCUUCAGAGCUUUGAAGACUAAGCACGAUACCCCCAAAUACGGGUUGUUAUACCAUGCAUCUCUAGUUGGUCAAGCUACCGGUAAGAACAAGGGUAAGAUCGCUAGAGUGCUCGCCGCUAAGGCUGCAGUUUCACUACGUUAUGAUGCAUUGGCAGAAGACAGAGAUGAUUCUGGUGAUGUUGGUUUGGAAUCAAGAUCUAAGGUGGAAAACAGACUUUCACAAUUAGAAGGUAGAGAUUUGAGAACCACACCAAAGGUGGUGCGUGAAGCUAAGAAGGUAGAAAUUUCAGAAGCCAGAGCUUACAAUGCUGAUGCUGAUACUGCAUCAGCUGCUCCAGCAAAAUCUGACGCUGACUCUGAUGACGAAGAAUCUGAAUCUGAACAAGAAGAGAAGAAGGAGAAGAAGGAGAAGAAAGACAAGAAGGAGAAGAAGGAAAAGAAAGAAAAGAAGGAUAAGAAGGAAAAGAAGAGAAAGAGAGAUGAAGAUGAAGAAGAUUCAAAGGAAUCAAAGAAAUCGAAGAAGGACAAGAAGGAGAAGAAAGAAAAGAAAGAAAAGAAAUCAAAGAAGGAGAAAAGCAAAUAG
Zygosaccharomyces rouxii is the source of this 1560-nucleotide messenger RNA. RefSeq names its product RNA-processing protein NOP58 (gene NOP58). The record is from RefSeq and is a predicted model, not a curated record. The coding region runs from base 1 to 1560 and encodes 519 amino acids. Gene Ontology annotation, molecular function: snoRNA binding. Gene Ontology annotation, cellular component: box C/D methylation guide snoRNP complex; small-subunit processome. Lineage: Eukaryota; Fungi; Ascomycota; Saccharomycetes; Saccharomycetales; Saccharomycetaceae. The transcript has a single exon.